GAGCAUGAGGCGACCAUUCAGUCUUGUUUUUGAGCCCACUAAUUCAAUGAGAUCACAAACAUUAGUGUUUUCCUGCAGUAUUGUGACAUCCCCUUGUUGAUUUUAUUAUAUAGAUCAACAACGUGCUUGAUCACUGAGCCUCCUCUGGGACCAAGAAUUCUAGAGAGAGCCUGAGUGAGGUGAGGCUUCUGUUUGUCAAACACACAGAGCAUGACAUCAGUCAGUGUGUGAAGCUGAUUAAGCACCAGCUCAAUGCUCCAGCUAAUGUGCUCUCUUAGCCCUGUAUAACCUGACAUGCCUUCAGCAAUAGCAACGACACUGACAUUGCUGUUUGCUUCUCGAAGGGAUUGUCGACUGCCUGCAGAAGCGAAAUGCAUGUGUGAUAUGGAAAACUUCUUGGACUACUGCAUUGAAAGAAAGCAAAUCCCUUGGAAAAAGAAGCAUUUUCUCCUUCGUUUUAUCUGAAGAUCUGGAAAACAGGUUAAGCAAGGGGAUUUUGUCUCAAGUCCACGUCUUCAAAGGUCUCGAACUUAAACUGCAAAGAUGUCUGAUGAACGUCACGACAGUACCAGCAGCUUGCAAAGGAAGAAACCACCUUGGCUCAAGUUGGACAUCCCUGCCUUCCAGCCCCCAGUGGAGGAGCCCAGCUUUAAUACGGGCCAGCCUUCAAGACACCAACCAUACUUGCGAAGUAUCAGCAUGCCACCAGAAAACACGAGGAUAUCCUCGCCACCAAACGAACACAGGCGGACUGCAUUUCAAAGACAGACCUCCAUAACACAGACCAUCAAAAGAGGCACAGCUGACUGGUUUGGAGUUAGCAAGGAUAAUGAUACCACUCAAAAAUGGCAGAGGAAGAGCCUUCGCCACUGCAGCCAGAGGUACGGCAAGCUUAAAUCUCACGUGAUCCGUGAAAUGGAAUUGCCCAGCCAAGACAACAUCUCGCUGACCAGCACUGAAACCCCUCCUCCACUUUACGUGGGGCCACAGUUUGGCAUGCAGAAGAUUGUAGACCCGUUAGCCAGAGGAAGGGCAUUUCGGAUGACUGAUGAUGGUGAUGGCUACAGUGUUCCGCAUACCCCGAUCACUCCUGGUGCUGCGUCUCUGUGCUCCUUCACCAGUUCCCGUUCCGGAUACAACCGUAUUCCGAAACGGAGGAAGAGAGAGUCUGUGGCUAAGAUGAGUUUCAGGGCAGCAGCGGCCCUGGUAAAGGGGCGCUCCCUCAGGGAAAGUGCAACUCGGCGGGCUCAGAGACGCAGCUUUACGCCCGCCAGCUAUCUGGAGGAGGACACAGUGGAUUUCCCUGAUGAGCUGGACACCUCCUUCUUCGCCAGGGAAGGAGUCCUACCUGAAGAGUUGUCCACCUAUCCCGAUGAGGUGUUUGAACCAGCAGAAGUUGUAAAGGAGGCAGAGGCCAAGUCUCUCGAUCAGACUGACCUGACUGGCAGUGCCUUGGACAAAAGCGAACUCGAAAGGAGCCAUCUAAUGCUUCCGUUGGAGCGGGGCUGGAGGAAGCAGAAGGAAGGAGCACCCGCGCAGCCCAAGGUGCGAUUACGGCAGGAGGUGGUCAGUGUGAGUGGCCAAAGGAGAGGCCAGCGCAUUGCUAUACCUGUAAAGAAGCUACUUGCCAAGGAGAAAAGACCAUAUGGCCUGGGAAUGGUGGGGAAGCUGACAAAUCGAACGUAUCGCAAGCGGAUAGAUAGCUAUGUGAAGAAACAAAUAGACAAUAUGGAUGAUCAUCGGCCUUUUUUCACCUACUGGAUUACAUUUGUGCAUAUAUUGAUUACUAUCCUAGCUGUGUGUAUCUAUGGAAUUGCUCCAAUAGGAUUUUCUCAACAUGAAACUGUAGAUUCAAUUUUAAGAAAUAAAGGUGUCUAUGAAAAUGUUAAAUUUGUGCAGCAAGAAAAUUUCUGGAUUGGACCAAACUCUGAAGCCUUAAUUCAUCUUGGAGCAAAGUUCUCGCCUUGUAUGAGGCAAGACCAGCAAGUUCACGAACUGAUAGCACAGAAAAGACAAGAAGAAAAUAAAUCAGCUUGCUGCGUACGAAACGACAAGUCAGGGUGUGUGCAAACCUCGGAGAAAGAGUGCUCGUCGACUCUUGCCGUCUGGGUAAAGUGGCCAAUGCACAAGAGUGUACCAUUACUGGCUAACAAAAGUUAUCGGAACUAUGGAUCAGUCUGCCAUCAGGAUCCAAGGUUUUGUAUCGAGCCUGGCUCUGUUCCUCCUCAUGAAUGGCCUGAUGACAUUACCAAAUGGCCGAUUUGCACUAAAAGUACAGCUGGAAACCACACCAACCUUCCACACCUGGACUGUGUGAUCACAGGCCGACCCUGCUGUAUUGGCACCAAAGGGAGAUGUGAGAUAACAUCAAGAGAAUACUGUGAGUUUAUGAAAGGUUACUUCCAUGAAGAAGCAACACUGUGUUCUCAGGUGCACUGCAUGGAUGAUGUGUGUGGUCUGCUGCCAUUCCUCAAUCCGGAAAUUCCUGAUCAGUUUUACAGGCUCUGGCUUUCACUCUUUCUGCAUGCGGGGAUUCUUCACUGUAUUGUGUCCAUCUGCUUCCAAAUGACAAUCCUUAGGGACCUUGAAAAACUAGCAGGCUGGCUUCGGAUUUCUAUCAUUUACAUCCUGAGCGGAAUCACCGGAAAUCUGGCUAGUGCCAUAUUCUUGCCUUACCGAGCAGAGGUGGGACCAGCAGGCUCUCAGUUCGGGAUUCUCGCCUGCCUCUUUGUGGAGCUCUUCCAGAGUUGGCAGAUUCUAGCGAGGCCUUGGAGGGCUUUUGUCAAACUGGUGGCCCUCGUCUUCUUCCUUUUUGCCUUUGGCCUGCUCCCGUGGAUCGACAAUUUUGCUCACAUUUCUGGCUUCGUUAGCGGGUUCUUCCUGUCCUUUGCAUUCCUCCCAUACAUCAGCUUCGGGAGAUUUGACUUGUACCGCAAGCGAUGUCAGAUUAUGAUCUUCCUUGUUACCUUUGUUGGACUUUUCGCUGGGCUGGUAGUUCUGUUCUACGUCUACCCAAUAACUUGUGAAUGGUGUGAAUACCUGACUUGUAUUCCCUUCACUGAUAAAUUCUGUGAAAAAUAUGACCUCAACGCACACCUACAUUAAAUGGGCUACGCAGACUGAAAGAGACAUCAAGCAAUGUUACACACUUGGUUGUCAGUAUUUACAUCAUGGGGACACUAAGAAGAAUUUUACUUGACCAAAAUGUUGGUGAUAUACAAGUUAUCAUUCAGAUACUCGGCUGGUACUGUCAUUUUUUUUUAAAUUCAGAAUUAACAUUUAGCACUCGAUGCCCCACGUGCAUCUCUGUGGACUGCGAACACCAUCUCUAAAUUUGACCGACGUGCCUUCCCCAUUAUUUUUGACCCAACAUUUUGUGCUGCCAAUUUUGUAUUACACUAGUUUUAGCACUAAGUCAAAACUUGUAUUGUUUACUGCUGCUAAAGUGGUGAUAAAAUUCCAGGUAGUGUUUUAGCUACCGUUUGACUGGACUGCAGCUUUGCAGAAUACAUGACAGAAGCCUUAUUGUGUCGUGAGUUUAAAUUUUUGAUGUUGUCACUGUUCUUUCCCUUCAGCUGUUUCUUUUUAUAAAUAGUAUAAUCACAACUGAUGAGACCCCCAUGGAUAGAAGUUUGCCUUUAAAUUUGUUUAUAAUUGACGACGAUAUUUCAGGAAAGUCUAAGUCCCGUCACCCUACAUGCACUCUGAAGUUUUUUUUUUGAUUUUGAAAAUUUGUUUUUUUAGUUGUCAUUGUUUCACUGGGUUCAGGUAGGUAUACAAUGGGCAUGAAACUACAGAGCUGGGUGGAUCUGGAUCCAAUUAGCACUCAUGUCCAAUCACAGAAUAACAGAACUAAAGAUUAAGAUCCUGCUCAAAACAGAAUUUCACUAUUAUUUUCCAAUUCAUUGCAUGAUGUAUUUUGAGGAAAUACAUUUUCAGAAAACAACAGAACUGGAUCUGUGAUUGAAGUUGGCAAUUUAUAAACACUAACAUUGUUUCUGACAACAAUAAAGGUUCGUUGGCUGUA
Messenger RNA from Stegostoma tigrinum, 4027 nucleotides. RefSeq names its product rhomboid 5 homolog 1a (Drosophila) (gene rhbdf1a). The record is from RefSeq and is a predicted model, not a curated record. Gene Ontology annotation, cellular component: endoplasmic reticulum membrane. The transcript has 20 exons. Bases 544 to 3105 code for a protein of 853 amino acids. Gene Ontology annotation, biological process: regulation of protein secretion; regulation of epidermal growth factor receptor signaling pathway. NCBI's taxonomy places the organism in Eukaryota, Metazoa, Chordata, Chondrichthyes, Orectolobiformes, Stegostomatidae. Gene Ontology annotation, molecular function: serine-type endopeptidase activity.